Bubalus bubalis (water buffalo) is the source of this 1001-nucleotide messenger RNA. It is a transcript of the gene LYPD2, whose product is annotated as LY6/PLAUR domain containing 2. The coding region runs from base 550 to 936 and encodes 128 amino acids. Gene Ontology annotation, molecular function: acetylcholine receptor inhibitor activity. The transcript has 3 exons. NCBI's taxonomy places the organism in Eukaryota, Metazoa, Chordata, Mammalia, Artiodactyla, Bovidae. The record is from RefSeq and is a predicted model, not a curated record.
CACGUGACCACCUCAAAGAAGCCGUGCACUGGGGCCUGGGCACCCUGGGAGGACUCGAACCCAGAACCACUAGACUAGGACUCAACACUGCAGACAGGAGUGGGCAUCCAAGGCCCCUGACAGAGGCAGGAGUCAGGGUGCAGGGGAGCCCCCCUCUGCCACUCCCAGGCAGGCUGAGACCAUCCUGAGGGGCAGUACUGUCUGGUGGGGAGAAGUCAGAGCACCCCUGAGGGAGUUACAGAGGCAGGCGAGGACCCCCAACCAUGAGAGAAGGGUCAUGAGGGGGUCACAAGGGUGCGGGGAGGGGCCCAGACCACAGGAGGCGGAGGAAUGAGGAAGGGGCAGGGAGGGGCGAAGGAGAGCCACCGAGGAGCAGCAGGUCCAGGUAGAAGUGGGUGGGGCCCCCGGGUAGGGGGCGGGCCUCCGUACCUCCACCACCUGGGAAACCAAUCCACCUAAUCUGCACGGCUGACGGGUCCGGUGGCUGCACGGUGCUCCCACCCCCUCCGAGGGGUAGGCCCAGGACUGACGUGCUGCAGGAACCAGACCAUGUGGGGGACACGGCUGGCACUGCCAGCGCUGGUGCUGGCCGCCUGCUGUGAGCUCGUGGUCACCCUUCAAUGCUACACGUGUCCUGAGCCCAUCGACGUGUCCAACUGCGUCACCAUCACCACCUGCAAUGUCAACGAGACCAUGUGCAAGACCACACUCUACUCCCUGGAGACAGUGUACCCCUUCCUGGGGGACUCCACAGUGACCAAGUCCUGUGCCAGCAAGUGCGUGCCCUCGGACGUGGACGGCAUCGGCUGGACCCGGCCUGUGUCCUGCUGCAACACUGACCUGUGCAACGUGGACGGGGCGCCCACCCUGGGCGGCCCCCACAGCCUGGCCGGUGCCCUCCUCCUGCUCGCCCCACUCUUGAGCCUCCAUCUCUAGACCCUGACCCGCAGCCCCAUGUAGCCCAGCCCCCAGCGCCUCUGAAGAAUCACGGCCCACACCUG